UUAAAUUGGGAGUUUCUCGUAUAAACAUUAUUUUCAGUUCCACUUUGAACAUGGAGACCAAAAAUUUGGUUGUAAACAAAACGCUGCCAUUUGAUCCCACGUUUUUAACUGUAAACAUAUCGUUACGCCAAGUGGAGGAGAUUGCAAUGACCCUAUCGAGCCAGUGUAUAGUUACGGGCACAAAUGAAAUCGCGUGGGCUCUGAGAGCGCUCAUGUUGACUGACUUGACCACGCUGGCUGGAGAUGAUACGAAGGCGAACGUGCGUCGGAUGUGCGUGCGCGCCUGUUAUCCCUUUGAGCCGCAGUUUUUCGACAAAUUCUUUGAGCGCACCCUUCUGCUGGACAUCCACUGUGCCGCUGUUUGUGUGUAUCCGGCACGUGUACAGGACGCCUAUACAACGGUUGAACAAUUUAAGCAGUUGGAUAGAGUUGCGAUUGCCGCAGUGGCUAGUGGGUUUCCCACCGGGCAGUAUGGACUGCAGACGCGAUUGCAGGAAAUAAGCCAUGCCAUUCUCGCGGGUGCCACGGAGAUCGACAUUGUCAUCAAUCGGCAGCUGGCACUGUUGGGCGACUGGAAAGCGCUCUACAACGAGGUGGUGCUCAUGCGCAGCGCCUGCGGUGACCACGCACUGCUCAAGACCAUCCUGGCAAUUGGCGAACUUGGCACCAUGGAGAACGUGUACAAGGCGGCCAUGGUUUGCAUGAUGGCGGGUGCGGACUUCAUAAAGACUUCCACAGGCAAAGAGAUGGUGAACGCGACUCUGCCCGUUGGCUUGGUCAUGAUUUUUGCCAUACAGGAGUUCAAACGACGCACUUGCCAAAUAGUUGGCCUCAAGCCAGCUGGCGGAGUGCGCACAGUGCGAGACGCCAUCUGCUGGAUGACUCUUGUUAAGGAGACUCUGGGCAUUCGCUGGUUAACACCGCAACGUUUCCGCUUCGGCGCUUCCGGAUUGAUUGAUGAUAUUGAUAAGGUUGUCCGCGAAGGCGUCGCCAGGAUGGAGAAGGAGCAGCUCGAAAAGGCCGCUGCGAAUAAGCAACCGGGUUCUGAGAUAGAUGAAGAUGCUCUUUGCAAGGAACUUCGCGAAAAAAGACAAGCGAAAAACUAACUGCUUUGCACUCGAAUCAUACAAUUACUAAUCUUACAUAGCCCGGCUAUAAAUAUACGCAUAUCAUACAUUUCGAA
Drosophila navojoa is the source of this 1183-nucleotide messenger RNA. Its product is annotated as deoxyribose-phosphate aldolase. Gene Ontology annotation, molecular function: deoxyribose-phosphate aldolase activity. Gene Ontology annotation, biological process: deoxyribonucleotide catabolic process; carbohydrate catabolic process. Gene Ontology annotation, cellular component: cytoplasm. Lineage: Eukaryota; Metazoa; Arthropoda; Insecta; Diptera; Drosophilidae. The record is from RefSeq and is a predicted model, not a curated record.